AUGGCCCAAUCCUCGCAAUGCUAUCUUCCUCGCUUCGCUCCCGCGGUCGACGGGCCCAAACGUCCGGUUUCUAUGAAGACGAGACCGACCUCGUCGCAAUGUGCGCAGUUAUUAACCGCAUGGCGCGAAGGGCGACUGGAAUCCAUCUUGCAGGCCACCUGGGCGCUAGUCCUGCACUACUAUAUCCAAACUGAGGAUAUUAGCUUCGGUUAUCAACACAUCGACGGUGACUCUAUUUCCUCUCGACACCCUGUACAGCGGUCGAAUGUCACCACCCCUGACCGCGAUCUGUCGGCUAUCCGGCUGGCAAUCGAUGAGAACGAAUCCAUCCAGGCAAUUGUAGAUAAAGUGCGAACCGGUGAUGGAAUCCAACAGCUCGGCGGUGGUUCUGAGGGUUACUUGCCCUUCAACACCAUCUUGAUGCUGCGCACAUAUCGCAAGGCGGAUGAUCCGUCUCCAACCUCCAAGACAUUCCUGGCUAGUGCUCUACCAGACCAGUGCCGGGUUCGUCUGCAUGUAAAGGUGUUGCGCCGGGAUAUUAACAUCUUCCUGGAAUGGCGAAAUGAUGAUAUGUCUGGAGAACAAAUGAAAAGUGUGGCCCACAUCUUUGAGCAAUUGCUCGCCAAAGUCCUUUCUUCCGAGAACCCAGCUAUUAGCCAGCUUAAUUUAUUCUCGGAGAAUGACUGGCAGCGCAUUCGCAAGUGGACAUCCGAUAUCCCCGAAACAUACGACGGCUGUAUCCACGAUGCUAUCCGUGAACAGGCACUUUCUGGACCGGACAGGGAGGCAGUAUGCGCUUGGGAUGGCAGCUUCACAUAUGCCGAACUGGACGCGUUGGCGUCGAAGCUUGCUUGUCACCUGCGUAUGCAGGGCGUUGGUCCAGAAGCGCGCGUGGCACUGCUAUUUGAUAAAUCGAAAUGGAAUUUAGUGGCGAUGCUUGGCGUGAUGAAGGCGGGCGGUGCGUUUGUCCCAUUGGAUCCAACUCAUCCACCUUCGCGCCUCCAACGGUUGAUCGACUCUGUCAAGGCCGAAGUCGCCCUGUGUUCGCAGGGCCGUGCAGAUGCACUUCGUCCCAUUGCGAAGACUUUGAUUCCCAUCUGCAGCGAUACCCUGGAUGGACUGCCCGCGCCCGUUGACGGAAUUGAUCUCGCAUCGGGGGUCACUGGCCAAAAUGCCGCUUAUGUUUUGUUUACUUCUGGAUCCACCGGAGAGCCGAAGGGCACCCUCCUGGAACAUCGGGCUUUCCUAUCGAGCUCCCUGGCUCACGCCGCUGGUCUCUGCGUCUUUCGCGAGACUCGCGCCUUGCAAUUCGCCGCACACACGUUUGACGCCAGUUUGGCAGAGUCGCUUACUCCUCUGAUCCACGGUGCCUGCGUCUGCAUUCCGAGCGAGGAAGACCGAUUAAAUGACAUUGUCCGUUUCAUCAAUGAAAAGCGGGUCGACCAGGCCUGCUUCACCCCGUCUUUUGUCGGCUUUAUUGAAAUCGACAGCGUGCCAGGGUUAAAGUCUUUAGUUCUGGCCGGUGAGGCCAUGUCCCAGUCACAACUGGCAACAUGGUCCAGAAUCAAACUGGUCAAUGGAUAUGGACCGACGGAGGCCAGCGUCGCCUCCGUGCUAAACACCAAUGUUGCACCGAACGCCGACUGCAAGGAUAUCGGUCUGCCUGUUGGUGUCCGCGCAUGGCUGGUAAAUCCUGAAAACCAUGACCAACUUGUUCCUAUCGGCUGCCCUGGUGAAUUGUUGCUCGAGGGACCAACUCUCGCUCGAUGCUACGUCAACAACCCACAAAAGACCAACGAAUCCUUUAUCUACGACCCAUCCUGGACCAAAUUCGACGCCGGAGGAGGGAUAAAUCGCAGGUUUUACAAAACUGGAGAUUUGGUGAGAUACAACUCAGACACAGGUGCUCUGAACUACAUCGGUCGGAAAGAUACUCAGGUGAAGGUUCACGGCCAGCGGGUUGAGCUUGGCGAAGUUGAGAACCAGUUGAACAAGGAAAAGAGCGUGACGCACUGCUCUGUUCUUUUCCCCAAGGCUGGUUUCUGCAAGGGCCGUCUUGCAGCUGUGAUUUCCUCUGCAGGACUCCUAGCGGAACAAUCCGAUGCGGACCUAGAGCCUCUGCGACUGCUUCCUUCAUCGGAGAAAGUUAAGAUCGUCCCUGCUAUUCGAGAGAGCUUGUCGGGCCGACUCCCGACUUACAUGGUACCUGCAGUGUGGCUUUGUGUGGAAGCAUUGCCCCUUCUUCCAUCCGGAAAACUCGAUCGGAAGGGUAUUGCAGGUUGGGUUUCCGGCAUGGAGAACGAUCCGGACGUUGGAAAGGUUGAAAAUGGUCUUGUGCUUGAGGCUGAAAUGUCUCAACCUGCAAAUGAAAUUGAAGAGACUCUCACUGCUGUUUACAGUCGUGUCCUCAACAUCCCUCAGAACCACGUCAGUCUGACUGAGAGCUUCCUGGCACUCGGUGGCGAUUCUAUUGCUGCUAUGACCUGUAUUGGUCUGUGUAAGAAACGUGCAGUUGGCCUUUCUGUCCAAGAUGUGCUCCGCAGCAAGUCGAUCCAGGACUUGGCUACGCGUGCAAAGGCGAUUGAUCACACGACGUCGUAUAAGGAGGCAGUAGAUGAGGCGUUUGAUCUCUCACCCAUCCAGAUACUCCACUUUGGUCUCCGAAAGGAAGGCCAGGGUCAUUUUAACCAAGGCAUUCUCACACGUCUCAGCAAGCCUCUUGAUGAGCGCACCCUUCGCAAGGCGAUCGAAACCCUCGUUUCGCGACACUCCAUGCUCCGCGCAAAAUUUGAAAAUACGGGCUGGUCGACAGCUUCAAGCCAGAGGAUUACUCGAGACGUCAAGGGCUCAUUCAGGCUGCGGAGCAAUACCGUACGCUCAAUUGAGGACAUCAAGCCCCAUGUAGCUGACAGCCAGUCUUGCAUCAAUUGUUUCUCGGGACCCCUCCUGGCUGUUGACUACUUCCGCUUCAAGGAAAAGCAACAGCAACAUGUACUAUCUAUGACCGCUCAUCACUUGGUCGUUGACAUUGUCUCAUGGAGGAUCAUCCUAGAAGAUCUGGAGGAUAUCAUCAAGAACCCUGGAAAACCCACAAGUGAGGAUGCGUCACUUCCAUUCCAAACCUGGUCCAAGCUACAGAUUCAGCACUCAAAGAAUAUGCUCGCCGAGGGUAAGGUCUCGAAGGAUCCUCUACCUGCCCCAGACUUUGGCUACUGGGGCUUGAAGACCCAUCAAACCACGUAUGGUGAUGUUGAUUGUGCUUCUUUCGAGAUCGAUGCGGUUCACACCAACGCAAUCCUUCUUGAGUGCCAUAAAGCCCUGUCCACUGAGCCAAUCGACCUUUUCCUAGCCUCCAUGCUUCACUCAUUUGGACACUCCUUCACCGAUCGAUCCCUACCAACAAUCUUCAAUGAGGGACACGGACGUGAGGUUUGGGAUCCUUCCAUUGACAUCUCUCACACCGUCGGCUGGUUCACUAUCUUGCACCCCAUCUUCGUUAACGGCUACCAAUCGGACGAUGCAAUUGACACUUUGAUCAAAGUCAAGGACUUGCGUCGCCGUGUCUCUGACAAUGGUCGCGCGGACUUCGCUAGCGGCGUCCUCCCCAUCGAAGGCAAGCGGGCUGGUACCUACCCGCAUCCGUUCGAGAUCUCAUUCAACUAUGUUGGCCAGCACCGUGACUUGCAGCGUCAGGAUGGCCUCUUUCAGCUCGUUGAUCAGAUGGCUGGUGAGACUGGUCAAGGAAGUGGUGAUGCAGACUUCGGUCGCGACACCCCCCGUUUCGGUCUUUUCGAGAUCUCCGCAAUGGUCGUUGGUGGUAAGAUCCGGUUUACAUUUUCUUUUAACAAGUUUAUGCAGCACCAAGAUCGUAUCCAUACCUGGGUUGCCAACUGUCAGAAGCAGCUUGUGUCCUUCUCCGAGAAGUUGACUUCGAUGUCUCCGCGUCUCACGCUGAGCUCUUUCCCGAUGCUGUCUCUCAACUAUGAUAGCCUCGACAAGAUGCUCAACCAGAAGCUCCCGGCGAUUGGUGUGAGAAACCUAGAUAUGAUCGAAGACAUAUACCCUUGUUCCCGAAUGCAGCAAGGUAUCCUCCUUGGUCAGACCCGGGACAGCUCUUACUAUGCUGUCCACGAUACCUUCGAGGUCCGCGGCACUGGCUCCACACAGCCCAACCUUGAUCGCCUUGUGGAAGCCUGGAAGCAAGUUGCUUCACACCACGCCAUGCUACGCACUAUAUUUGUUGAGAAUCUUACUCCUUCUGAUGCCUUCUCCCAGGUUGUUUUGAAGGAGUAUGAUGCCAGCCCCGUCUUCCUACAAUCCUCUGGGGAUAGUGACAUUUUUGCAACCUUUGAUGCGCAGGAGCCCAAGAACUACCGUGAGCGUACCCCUGCGUAUCGGUUUAGCAUCUGCCACACCUCAACCGGACGUAUCUUCUGCCGCAUUGAACUGAGCCACGCUGCCAUGGAUGGAAACUCAAUCUCCAUCAUCCUUCGAGAUCUACAACUCGCAUACGUUGGGAGACUCGAGGAAACUCGACGCCCGCUGUUCAAGGACUACAUGGGCUACCUCUUCGAUGCGCCCAGGGACGCAAGUGUUGAAUACUGGCGCUCAUACCUCUUGGGCGCCAAGCCUUGCAUGUUCCCAAUUCUAACCGACGGCCAGGCUGCCCAAGAGAAGGCUCUCCGAGCUAUCCCUGUCAACUUUGGAUCUCUGCCGCGGCUCCAAAGUGUGUGCGAGAAGAAGGGAAUCACACUCGCCAAUGUUUUCAAUGCAGCCUGGGGGCUCACCCUCCGUUACUUCACUGGUUCCGACGACGUUAGUUUCAGUUACAUGGCUUCGCUAAGAGAUGUUCCUGCGGAUGGAGUCCAGUCUGUUGUUGGCCCGGUGAUCAACCUCAUGGCUUGCCGCAUGAAGUUUUCUGGCACUUCGGUGUUGCGUGAUGUAUUGGAGAAGGUCCAGGAUGAUUAUAUGGAUAGCUUGCCGUAUCGACACACCUCACUCAUUGACAUUCAACAUGCUCUGAAGCUUUCUGAUACCAACUUGUUCAACUCGGGUGUCUCCUACCGCCGUCUACCUGGCGCGAAGGAUGCUGUCAGCAGUGAUAUCGAGUGUGUCGAAGUCGGUUCCAUUCACGACCCAGCCGAAUUCCCAGUCUUCAUUAACAUUGAAGCUAUGGACACAAAGGCUUGUAUCGACCUCAACUACUGGACUACAAACCUCUCUGAUGCACAGGCCUCAAAUGUCGCCAACACAUACGUUCGUUGCCUCGAGAGCAUUAUGACAUACUCGGAUAGCGAAAUCCGCGAACUUGAUAAUCUCAGUGAUAGCAACAAGACUGAUAUUACCACCUGGAACAGCAAGAACUCACAGGCUGUUGAGAUUUGUGUUCACCAGGUUGUUCAGGAUAUGGCCAAGAAACGGCGCGAUGCUCUUGCCGUCACUGCUUGGGAUGGAAAUCUGACUUACUCCAAGCUCGACCAGUUCUCUUCUCGCCUGGCUAGUUAUCUGAUCACGUUCGGCGUGGGACCUGGCAGUCUUAUUCCAACAUCCUUCCCGAAGUCCGUUUGGAACGUUGUUUCCAUACUAGCGGUGAUGAAGGCUGGUGGUGGUUGUAUCCCUGUCGAGAACUCGAAAACUUUGAGCCUCAUUGAGAAACAUGUGCAAGAAAACGUGAUUCAGGUUGCCCUUGCAUCCCCCGAGAAGGCACAGGUUCUUGAGGAGGUGAUCCCUUAUGUGGUACCCGUCAGCGAGUCUCUGCUCGAAUAUCUCGGCGAUGAGCCUUUGCUAUCUAUGGCCUGUUAUUCGGACCCCGCUUAUGUCUCAUUCACUGCUGGAUCCUCUGGAGCCCCGAAGGGAGUUAUCCUUGAGCAUGCUACUGUCGUAACUCGAGCUGAAGCAUUCGCCGCGUCACUGAAGCUCAAUGAUGCCUCGCGCACAUUCCAAUUCGCGGCUCACUCGUCCGAUCUUUUCUUGCUCGAGACCUUCGGUACCUUUAUGCGCGGAGGUUGUCUUUGCAUCCCAGCAGACAUUGAUCCUUCCAAGUUGGCCGCCUCCAUCAAUGUUCUUCACGCCAAUGUUUCCUGCUUGACCCCAAGUGUCGCGGAAUUCAUGACCCCGAAAGACGUUCCCGGCCUCAAGACUGUAGCAAUAGUCGGAGAACUUGCGACCAAUACUCUUUUGGAUAGCUGGCGGUCUGAUGACCUCCAGCUGCAUGUUCUGUUCGGAUCUACGGAGUCGUCCUCUGCAGCAUGCCUCGCUCCGAUCACACAGGGUUGCAAGGAAAGCACCAUUGGUCGCUCCGCUUCCUGUAUCUCCUGGGUUGUUGACCCCGCUAACCACCACGCUCUUGUUCCUGUCGGUGCUAUCGGCGAAUUGGUUAUCGAAGGUCCUGUGAUUGCCUCCAAGUACCUAGCAAACGAGGGUCGUGAUCGUGAAGCAUUUUUUGAGAACCCAUGCUGGCUUUCUGCCUUCCGACGUGACUUGCACGAGUUCACGGAGACGACCAAGUUCUUUAAGACUGGGGAUCUUGUUCGUUACAAUGGUGAUGGUUCCCUUGUGCACCUUGGCCGCAAGGAUAAUACUCAGGAACUUUCCUUGUCAUCUGACUUGCGCCGUGUUCAGCAAUCUCUUGUGGGAUACCUGGGCUCCAAGAGAAAAGCUCUGGUGGAUACGAUCAAAUUUCCCGGGGAUACAAACAGCUCCAUCGUGGCAUUCGUCGGCUCCUCAGCACCCACUGCAGCAUCUUUUAACGAGCGAGUUAUUCAAAGUUCAUCUUCUGACCUGACGACAACCAUUUCCGCAAUUCACGCGCAUUUGACUAGCCGAUUCCCAGCUAACAAGGUUCCGAGUUGCUACAUCCCUAUUUCGACAGUCCCUCUCACCUCUCUUGGAAAGCUAAACUUGCAGGGCCUCAACGCCGAAAUUAACUCCCUCUCCGCCAGUGUUCUGCGAACCUUCGACGUUGAACGAUGGACUGGAUUGAAGUCAUCUAACCGCCACUCCCGCCAGUCGUCCCUUUCAGGAACCACCCUUGCUUUCUGGAAAGAAUAUCUGGCAGAUAUCGAGCCCUGCAACUUCCCCUCUAUGUCUCUUGUCACUACUAGCCCUGGUCGUUCCACUCGCACCCUUAACAAACAGACUCAGAAGUUGCAUGCCUUUAGCAAAAUGUCAGGUGUCUCUGUCGAGACUCUCUUCCAGUUUGCUUGGGGUCUGGUUCUUCGUUGCUACACUGGCUGCGAUGAUGUCUGCUUCGGAUUCUCCUCUGCCAACUCCGACGAUCUUGCAGUUUCCAUUUGCCGCCUCAUGUUAACCAACGACCGCAAACUGGAGGAGACAUUGCAGCACUCCAAGGCCCAAUUCGACAAGGGCCUCCAAAACUUCGCAGACCUCGCCACAGUUAACCAUCAUCUUGGCUUCGAAAACACGAGUAUUUUCAACACUCUUCUCACAUUCCGCACUUCCUCGUCCCUCCCUCAGGGCAACGUCCAGGAGAUGACCACCGCGAACGACUAUAAGCUCACUGUCGCAGCGGAGGUGAGCAGCGCUGUUGCCGAAAUUCAUUUCAGCUAUUCUUCGGACAUCCUUUCCUCCAGCCAGGUUACCCAUGUCAUCGAUGCCUUCGACCACUUCCUCAAUGAUGUCAUGUCUUCUAAUCCUCGCUAUCGUCUCAUUGGUGAUCUUGAUCUCUUCCCCCAGCGCUCUUGCAGACAAAUUCGAGACUGGAACGCCGUUCUCCCUCCGCGCGUUGAGAAAUGUGCCGAUGAGCUGAUCCAGCAACAAGCCCUGCUACACCCCCGCGCUGAGGCCAUCUGCUCCUGGGAUAAAAAUUUCACCUAUGGCCAACUUGAGAUUGUUUCCAGCCGCCUCGCACGCUUCUUGACGGGAUUGGGUGUUAAACCCGAAGUGUUCGUUGUUCUAUGCUUCGAAAAGUCUGCUUGGGCUGUCGUGGCCCAGCUGGCCAUUCUCAAGGCCGGCGGUGCAUUUGUCUCAAUCGACCCUACUCACCCCGACUCUCGCCUCCAAAUGUUGAUCGAGGAGAUUGGUGCAGAUCUAGUACUCUGCGCGGCAACUCUCCAGUCAAAAAUGGCUAAGCUUUGCAAGAAGGCAUUCGCUGUUUCGCAGAGCUCAAUUUCUCAGCUGCCCGAAUCUCCCCUUGCUCUGCCUGGCACUCGGCCUGCACCAAGUAGCGCAGCUUAUGCUAUCUUCACCUCGGGUACCACUGGCAAGCCAAAGGCCACUGUAGUUGAACACGUCGCCCUCAGUACAACCGCUAUUGCCAUGACUGACGCUCUCCAUAUGGACUCUAGAACACGUUCGCUCCAAUUCUCUAACUAUACUUUCGACGUAAGCAUCCUUGAGAUCAUGAUGACUCUGAUGACCGGUGGUUGUGUUUGUGUCCCCAGUGAAGAAGAACGCAUGAACAACCUGGGAGGAGCGAUUCGUCGUAUGGAAGCCAACUACAUGGCAUCGCCACCUGCCAUUGUCAACACUCUCGAGCCAAAGAGUGUUCCUACUUUGAAGACGAUCAUCACUGGGGGUGAAAAGAUGCCCGCCAACCACAUCGAUCGCUGGAAUGACCGCUUCGUCAUCAACGCGUAUGGUCCUUCGGAGGCAACUGUCGUCGCAACUGUCGGUGUCAAGGUCGAUUGGGAGGGCAACCGUGUGAACAAUGACCCUACCUCCAUUGGACAUGCCGCCAACUGCCGAGUUUGGAUCGUCGAUCCUAAUAACUAUAACCGCCUCCUCCCCGUUGGUGCUGUUGGAGAGAUGCUUUUGGAAGGAAGCAACAUUGCUCGCGAGUACCUUGGAAAUGCCGAGAAGACGAAGGCAGCUUUCGUUGACGAUCCAACUUGGAGUCACCACCCCAGCCUCCUAGGUCUCUUCAAGCGCAAAGACCGCAUGUACCGCACUGGGGAUCUGGUUCGGUACAACAGCGAUGGGACUCUGGCUUUCAUCUCUCGAAAGGAUACUCAAAUCAAGUUCAAUGGUCAGCGUAUCGAGCUUGAAGAGAUUGAACACCAAUGUCUCCGGGCCCUUCCAAAUGGAUCUCAAGUUGCAGUUGACGUUGUCGUUCCCCAGGAACGCACUGUCGCAAAGGGUCUUGCUGCCUUCUUCACAGUUCAUGAUCCUGAUUCCGUGGAAGGUGGUACUAGUGAUGAUUUUGCACCUACGAUCCCUGGUGUUGAUCCUCUCCUUCUGCCCGUCUCUGUUUCCAAUAUGGAUGCCAUCCAGAAGUUGAAGAGCUCCCUCCCCGAUCUUCUGCCCCAAAGCAUGAUGCCACGCCUAUUUUUCCCCUUACGCAACCUUCCUUUCACCUCCUCUGCCAAGAUUGAUCGUCGCCGCCUUCGUGCGAUGGUUCAGACAUUGUCCAAAGAUGUUCUGAAGUCAUACGUUACUUUCAGCUCUGGCUCAAAGAAAGAGGAGACAUCUGCAGAUGGCAUUGAUGCUAAGCUGCGCUCCUUGUGGGAGAAGAUCCUAGACCUUGAAACUGGCUCAGUAACCAAUGACGAUAGCUUCUUCGCCCUUGGUGGUGAUUCAUUCUCUGCCAUGAAUCUUGUUGGUGCUGCGCAAGCUUUGGGAAUCUCUCUGAAUGUGGCUACUAUUUUUAACACUCCCAUGCUGAUCGAGAUGGCACAAAGCUGUUCAGAGUCUCAAGAGGUUCCGGAAUUCAAGAAGGCCACCCUGAAGCCAUUCUCGCUACUGCCGUCUUCCGUAGAUGCAGAAAGCAUCAUAGAAGAAGUGGCUGAUAGCUGUGGUGUUUCUAAGUCGUCUAUCUGUGAUAUUUAUCCCUGCUCUGCCGUCCAAGAAGGUCUUUUGACACUAUCUUUGAAGCAUGCGGGUGCCUAUGUCGCCCAGCCUGUCUUCCGUCUCGCCGACGGCACAGACCUUGACAGAUUUAAAUCUGCCUGGCAGCAGACGGUGAUCGAUCUCGAGAUCCUACGCACCCGAGUCGUGCAUACCGAGGCCAUGAACUUUGCACAGGCGGUUUUGGACGACCAGCCCAUCUCUUGGGCCCAUGUGGACUCCUUUGAAGCUCUGCCGAGUGAUAUAACUGAACUACCAAAGCAAAAUGGUGCGCCUCUCACCGGCUACGCGAUCGUCCAGCCCCGUGGAUCUUCCACUCGCUACUUCGUCUGGUCGGUUCAUCACGCACUCUACGAUGGAUGGAGUAUCCCCCUUGUCUGGAGCAAGGUUGAGGAGAACUAUAGGGGCUCUCAAAACAAAGCUUCGGGCACAUCCUACGGUCUUUUCAUCGAGUACCUCACCAAGAAAGACAUGGAAAAGUCCGAUGCCUUCUGGAAGUCUUAUCUCAAGGACCUUUCGAGUACUCCCUUCCCCCAGAACAAGAACUCUGUUCCCCAUGCCGUACGGGCUGGUAAUACCCAGUACCUCACUUUGGAUAUCUCGCGGCCAGCCAACAGCGUUGAGUUUACUCUACCUGUUUUGCUUCGUGCCGCCUGGGCUAUCGUCAUCGCUAACCACACCGCAUCUGGAGAUGUGUGCUUUGGCGAGACCCUGUCAGGUCGCAACAUUGACCUUCCCGGCGUCGGCGAGAUUGCUGGCCCUGUUCUGUCAACUGUACCUACGCGCGUGCAAGUCGACAACGAAAUGACAAUCAUCCAGUAUCUUGACCAGAUCAACAAGUCUACUACAGAGAUGAUUCCCCACCUUCACGCAGGCUUACAACACAUUCGUCAGCUCAACAAGGACACAUCCACUGGUUGCAAUUUCCAGAACCUGCUUGUUAUUCAGUCUGGCGAGGGCGAGCUAGACAGCUCAAUUUGGGUUGACGAGAAGCGUGAGACAAGCGAGGACUUCUUCACUCACCCCCUUGUUCUCGAAUGUUCAUUCUCGAAGUCAAAUAUUUCCUUCACCGUUCAUCAUGAUGAACUGGUCAUCAAUGCUUGGCAGACCAAGCACAUCACAGAGCAGCUAAGCCACGUUAUGAAGCAACUUCUGUCUGUUCCCAAGACCACGGCUAACAAGUUGGUUGACUUGGAAGUUGUUAGUCCAGAAGACAAGGUCGAGAUCGGCGAGUGGAACAAGCGUGAUAUUUCCCCAGUCGAGCGUUGCGUUCAGGAAUUCAUCCUGGAGAAAUCUAUCGAAACCCCUAAUGCUCCUGCCGUGUGCGCUUGGGAUGGACAGCUUACUUAUCGUGAGUUCUGGGAUUUGGCCUCCUCUUUUGCAAACUAUCUCAUCGGUCGCGGUGUUGGCCCCGAAGUAUUUGUUCCCGUUUGUCUUGACAAGUCCGCUUGGGCUAUGGUCACUCUGAUCAGUAUCCUGAUCGCUGGCGGUGCUUACGUUCCACUCGACCCCCACCACCCUACUUCUCGACACGAGGAAAUUCUCGCAGAUGUUGGUGCGAAUAUGAUCCUCUGUACUCCUAACUACAGCAGCCGCUACAAUCGUGUUGUCAAGACUGUCAUCCCCAUCAGCAAAGAGACUAUCAAAGCCUAUGGCUCCCUCAACUCGUCUUCAACCCGCCCCCGUGCCCAAGUGACAGCUUCCAACAUGGCUUACGCCCUGUUCACCUCUGGCAGCACUGGACGUGCCAAGGGUAUCGUCGUCGAGCAUCGCAAUGUUGUCAGCAGUAUCAUGGCAUUUGGCCCAAUGAUGUACAUGGGACCAAAGGCAAGAGUGUUCCAGUUUGCCUCUCUGACCUUUGAUGCUGCCAUCAUGGAAACCCUCGCCAUCCUCAUGCUUGGCGGCUGCAUUUGUGUGCCUAGCGAGGAUGAGCGACUCAACGAUAUCGCCGGUGCCAUCCGUCGCCUCAAUGUCACUUGGAGUUUCCUCACUCCAUCCAUUGCGAGUAUCAUUGAGCCGUCCUCUGUCCCAUCCCUGGAGGUCCUUACUGUUGGUGGCGAGAAGAUGUCACAAGAGGUCAUCACCCGAUGGUGUCAUGUCCUUAAGUUGAUCAAUGGAUACGGUCCGACCGAAACUUGCGUGUUCGCAGUCGUUGAUACCGCCGUCGCAGUCAAUCGCGAUCCUGCUCGGAUCGGCUACGGUAUUCCGAGCACCCUAACCUGGAUUGUGGACGCUGAAAACCCGCACAAAUUAGCUCCGCUUGGUGCAGUCGGCGAACUUGCUCUUGAGGGCCCUGCUCUUGCUCGGGAGUAUUUGAAGAACCCUCAGAAGAAUGCCGAAGCCUUCAUCAACGAUCCUACCUGGAUCAAAGGUUUCAAGUCUUCCAUCCCGUCCCUCUCGCAGGAUCUACUUGACAGCCGCAAGGAUCACCAGGUUAAGCUACAUGGCCAGCGCAUGGAACUCGGGGAGAUCGAGCAUCGACUGCAUGAAGACCCACUGGUCCGCCACGCCGUUGUUAUCUUGCCCAAGAACGGACCUCUCAAGCAGCGUCUUGUAACUGUCAUGUCGCUCAACAAGAUCGCCGCGGAUAACAAGCUGAUCUCCGAUAAGCCAUGUGAGUUUGUGGAGGAACGUGAGUUUAACAGCCAGGGUCUCUGCGGCCUCGUGGAGGUACAGAAGAAGCUUGAGGCACAGCUUCCCAUCUACAUGGUUCCACAAACCUGGGCUCUCAUCAAGAAGCUCCCAAUGCUUGUUUCCGGCAAGCUGGAUCGCAAGAAGAUCACUGCCUGGCUGGAAGAUAUCGAUGACGACUCCUAUGAGCGUAUUAUGCAAGACUUCGACCGCAUGAAGCGUGGUGCGCCAGAGAAGCCCGAAGAAAAGGAACAUGAUGGAUCCUUGAAGAUUGUUCGUGAGAUAUUCGCGCAGGUCCUCAAUAUUUCGCUGCAGAAAGUCAACAUCGACCGAUCUUUCGUCAGCCUAGGCGGCGACAGUAUUACCGGCAUGGCGGUGAUCUCCAGAGCUCGUAAGCAGGGCUUGGCCGUGACGCUCAAUGACAUCUUGCAAAGUCGAUCAGUCAAGGAGCUUGCCCAGACUGCCAGUUCCAAGGCACCAGUCAAGGCUCUGCGCGAGGAGAAAAUUGGAGAAUGCUUCGCCCUUUCUCCCGUUCAGAGGCUCUAUAUGCAGUCUACAAAUUCCUACAAAGGAGCCGCUCGUUUCAAUCAAAGUAUCACUGUGCGGGUCUCUCGUCGUGUUGAGGGGGAGGUCCUUCGUCGUGCUAUCAAGGCUGUUAGCACCCAGCAUUCCAUGUUCCGCGCCCGGUUCAGCAAGACUGGUUCUGGAAGCUGGCAACAGAAAUCGUCAACUGAGGUUGAUGAGUCUUAUCGAUUCCGCAUGCACUCUGUUAGCGAUACACGCGCCAUGGUCCCCAGGAUUGCCGAAAGCCAGUCGUGCCUCGACCCCCUCAAUGGCCCAAUUUUCGCCGCUGAUUUGUUCAAUCUUCGCAAUGGCGGCCAAGUUCUUUUCCUUGUGGCGCAUCAUAUGUGUGUUGACAUGGUAUCUUGGCGCAUCAUUCUCCAAGAUCUUGAAGAGCUUGUUGUGUCCGGUUCUCUAUCUGAUGAUAAGGCUUUGUCCUUCCAGAGCUGGUGUGCCUUGCAACUCGAGCGAGCAAAGAUCCAUGAUGCUGGUGCAACCUUGCCAUUCACCCCUUCGCAGCCAAACCUCACCUACUGGGGCAUGGAAGAUUCCACCAACCUCUAUGGGGAUCUCAAGAUGGAGUCGUUCACACUUAACGAAGAGAUGACCAACUUCAUUCUUGAGGGCUGCCACGAAACCUUUGGAACUGAUACCGUUGACAUUCUUCUUGCCGCUAUUGUGCAUUCUUUCAGCCGCACAUUCACUGACCGCAAGCUUCCCACCAUUUACAAUGAAGGCCAUGGUCGUGAGCCUUGGGAUGCUACCAUUGAUCUUUCUCGUACAGUUGGUUGGUUUACAACCAUGGCCCCUCUGCUCGUCGAGGGCCGAGAUGGCACUCUCAUGGACACCAUCAAGCGAGUCAAAGAUACUCGUCGCAAAAUCACUGACAAUGGACGACCUUUCUUCGCAAAGAGCCUCUUGGCUUCGGACCAGCAAAGCAACGAGAGUGCCUUCCAGGUUCCUCUUGAAAUCUUGUUCAAUUACCUGGGCAAGCUUCAGCAGCUGGAACGCAAUGACUCACUCUUCCGGCACCAAGGCAGUGUGUUCGACAGCUCCGACUUUGCUGUUGCUGGCGACAUGGGCCCUGACACUGCCCGCUUUGCGUUGUUUGAACUUUCAGCCAUUGUGGUGAAGGAUCGUUUGAAUGUCUCCUUCGCCUAUAACCGCCGUACUCAGCGCGAGGGUCAGAUCCGACGCUGGAUUUUGCAAUGCAAGCAAACCUUGGAAAAGGACCUUUCCACUCUGAAGAAUGUCUCCGCCGAGCCUACUCUUAGCGACUUCCCACUUCUUCCGAUCAACUACCAAGGCUUGCAGGUCCUAACCAAGAACACUUUCCGCAAGCUCGGAAUCCGGAGCAAGAAUGAGGUUGAUGACAUCUAUCCUUGCUCUCCCAUGCAGGAGGGUCUCCUGCUAAGUCAACUUCGUGACCCGAGUGCCUACAUGUUCCACACUAUUUUCGAGAUCAAAGAUGCCCGCGCAGGCAAGGUCGACGCGGAGAGACUUGCCCGCUCCUGGAACAUGCUUGUGGAUCGUCACCCUGUCCUCCGGACCGUCUUUAUUGACAGCAAUUACAGCGGCGGUUCCUUCGAUCAAUUGGUUCUUUCCAAGCUCAAGGAUAAUGUCCUUCGGGUUGAAUGCCCUGACUCUCAGGUUGAGGAAAAGCUGGCAGCUAUUUCCCUUCGUGAUGCGAAUGCCAUGCGUCCUGCCAAACUUUCUCACCAGUUGACUGUCUGCAAGGUCACGAGUGGACGUGUCCUCGUCAAACUCGAAAUCAACCAUGCUAUCAUCGAUGGUGGAGGUGUCGAUGUCCUGCUACGUGACCUCACCACGGCUUAUGAUCGCAAGCUUGCAGAAGGCCCUGGGCCUCGUUUCAGCGACUAUAUCAAGUACAUCCGAACUCAGAGCCAAGGCGAAGCCCUCGACCAUUGGAAGAAGUAUCUCGGUGGUGUUCGUCCAUGCCACAUUUCCCCUUCUGCCGGCUUCCAGACCCAACGGGAGCUGAAGGGUAUCUUGAUGAACUUCAACCGCUAUCCCGAACUGCUUAAAUUCUGUGAGGGAGCUUCGGUUACCUUGGCAAACCUCACAUUGACUGCCUGGGCUAUUGUCCUUAGACAGUUCACCUCAUCCGAUGAUGUUUGUUUCGGAUAUCUGUCGGCCGGUCGCGACGCGCCCGUCAACGGUAUCCAAGACAUGGUCGGUAUCUUUAUCAACAUGCUCUGCUGCCGUGUGAAGUUCUCUUCGCACCAGUCCCUUUCCGAUAUAUCCAAGCGGGUGAAUGGUGAUUACAUCGCCAGCAUUCCCCAUCAGAGCUGCUCCCUUGCUAGUAUCCAGCACGAGCUGGGAUGGCAGGGACAGUCUCUCUUCAAUACAACACUCUCCAUUCAGAAUCACACCGUUGCCGGUGGCUCUAAGGAGAAGGGUCUAUCCUUCGACCUACAGCACGCCCACGAUCCUAGUGAGUACGCUGUCACUGUAAAUGUCGACAUUUCACGAGGAGGCGAGGGUAUCAUGCUCCGCUACUGGAAUGAUGUUGUCUCUGAUGCCCAAGCGCAAUCCCUCGUCGAUUCUAUUGCCAAGGUCUUCACUGGCUUUAUCGAGUCGCCAUCGGAGUCAAUCUCGGCCGCCAAGCUCGACAACCAGGCUCUGACUGAGCAGCCAUCUGAAUGGAGCAGCUCCCAGACAUCUGUCAGCGAGAGAGUCAAGACCAACAGGAAGAGCCUAGAUGGAACUGCAAUCCAGAAGAUUAUCGAUGACCGUGUCCACGAAAUAAUCGGUCAAAUGCUGAGGGAUGGGAAGUUGAUGGUGCCAGGGAUGGCGACCGAUAGUCUUUCCGGCUACGGCCAUCCCGACUCUGUUGGUUCUCCCUUCCAGUUAGAAGGACUCCAGGGCGAAGCGGAUGACUCGGGUGUCUGCUCUGCAACCUCGCGCUCCAGUCAGGACGGAAUGUCCGCAGACGUUGAGCGAAAACUUUGGAGCCUGUGGAGCACUGCUCUUGGUCUGUCACCCAAUGUGGUGCGGCACCAGGAUAGCUUCUUCAAGCUCGGUGGCGAUAGUAUCACUGCCAUGAAAAUGGUCAGCGCCGCUCGCGAGGAUGGCUUAGUCCUCACUGUUGCUGAUGUCUUCAACAACCCCGUUUUUGAAGACAUGCUUGCCACCGUUCGUGCUGCCAAUGUCACACAGCAGAUGCUCAAUGUCGAUCUGAAGCCAGUUCACAAGGAAGUUGAUUCAUUCCCCGACAGCACACCAACCACUCUGGCACAAACACCUUCUUCUGAAAGCAUCUCAGUCCUCCGACCUUCCAUGACUGUUGAUGACGCUUCGGUCCAGAGCGGCAUUUGCCCCAAGAUUGGCGUCUUCAAAGGCGGAAUUGCAGAUGUUCUGCCUGUCACUGACUUCCAAGCAAUGUCCCUCACUGCGACGCUGUUCAAGUCGCGAUGGAUGUUGAACUAUUUCUUCUUGGAAGGCAAUGGUCCCUUGGAUCUCCGCCGUCUCCGCGAGAGCUGUCUUAAGGUCGUCGACGCGUUCGACAUCCUGCGUACCGUAUUCGUCUGCUUCCACGACCAGUUCUUCCAAGUCGUACUUCGCAAGAUCCGCCCCAGUAUCUUCGUCUAUGAGACUGACCGUGGUCUCGACGAAUUCACCUCCACGCUUCAGCAGCGCGACCGUGAAUACGGUCCCCGAGAGGGCGAGCAAUACGUGCAGUUCUACGUUGUCAAGAAGAAGGAAAGCGAUCAACACCGCAUCAUGAUCCGUCUCUCUCACACGCAAUACGACGGAGUCUGCUUGUCCAAGAUCAUGUCCGCCAUCAAGUUCGGCUACGAAGGCAGUCCUCUUCCUCCCGUCACGCCUUACGCCAGCUAUCUCCGCCAGCUUCCAGGCACAAUUACACCGGAUCACUACAACCACUGGUCUAAGCUUCUGAAGGGAUCGCAUAUGACCCAGGUCGUCAGUCGAAAGGGUACCUCCAUGUUCCAAAACAUUGGUGCUUUCACCGAGGUUCGCAAGACCAUCGAGGUUCCACCCACUGCGCUUGGAAAUGUCACUGUCGCGACUGUCAUGCAGGCUGCUUGGGCCUUGACUCUCGCAAAGCUGUCUGCUAAAUCAGAUGUUGUUUUUGGCCUCACAAUCAGUGGUCGCAAUGCCACCGUGCCUGGAAUUGAGAACACUGUCGGUCCAUGUGUUAAUGUUGUUCCUGUUCGUGUCAACUUCGCCGAGAAGUGGACAGGCGUCGAGUUGUUCCGCUAUCUCCAGGAUCAGCAGGUGUCCAACAUGCCAUUCGAGUCCCUUGGCUUCCGCGAGAUCAUCAAGCAAUGCACUGACUGGCCAGCCUGGACAUAUUUCACCACCUCGGUGUUUCACCAGAAUGUUGACUAUGAGGGUUCCCUGGAACUUGACAACAACAAGUAUCGCAUGGGAGGCGCGGGAGUCAAUGACAACUUCGCCGAUCUGACUAUGGUUUCUCGCCCCGCUGAUGACCGCAAUCUCAAUAUCACUCUCGGAUUCUCCGAGAAGGGCCCCAUCCUUCCUUCAUUUGCUGAAAGGGUCCUGGACAUGGUGUGCGAAACUGCGCAGUCCUUGAUCGCCAACCCUUCAACUUCUUUGCCAUCUCCAAACAUGCUGUGCUCUCUUCCACCCCAAGUGGUCGAUGACCUGCCCCGUGCCUCGGACGAGCACUUCCUCAGCGCCCAUCUCAAGUCCCGUUCCAUUGCCGAGCUUCUAGUCCAUUCAGACAUCCUGUCGCGCUCCUGGCACCAGUGCCUGCCUAGUCGAACUCCUGUUCUGACAGAGGGCGAUGAAGAUGAGAAACCCAAGCACCAACCAGCCUUCCAGCUCGACUCAUCCUUUUUCGAUCUUGGUGGUGAUAUCUUCAAUAUGGCACAACUUACCUGGCUUCUUGAGCAAGAAGGCCUCAAGGUCCGCUUGGAAGAUCUUCUCGAGCACCCAUCCUUCCUUGGCCAAAUGGCUGUCCUGGCUCUGCACAAUUCCAAGCACCAGGAGGACUUUGGUCCUGAAUAUGCCACCGGAGCAGCCUCGCCGAAGCCAUCUAUGCCUCAAGUCGAGAAGAAGAAGACAUGGGAGAAGGCCAUGACACUUGCGAGAAAGCUGACUCGUCGGAACAACAUGGUUUCCAGCCGGGUCUGA
This is a messenger RNA of Penicillium waksmanii, 18138 nucleotides long. RefSeq lists its product as uncharacterized. Gene Ontology annotation, molecular function: phosphopantetheine binding; catalytic activity. NCBI's taxonomy places the organism in Eukaryota, Fungi, Ascomycota, Eurotiomycetes, Eurotiales, Aspergillaceae. The transcript has 9 exons. The record is from RefSeq and is a predicted model, not a curated record. The coding region runs from base 1 to 18138 and encodes 6045 amino acids.